Molecule: messenger RNA, 4467 nt
Organism: Mucor velutinosus
Lineage: Eukaryota; Fungi; Mucoromycota; Mucoromycetes; Mucorales; Mucoraceae
Gene: MRT4
Product: mRNA turnover and ribosome assembly protein
Exons: 2
Coding region: 1-4467 (1488 amino acids)
Biological process (GO): DNA integration; proteolysis
Molecular function (GO): zinc ion binding; nucleic acid binding; aspartic-type endopeptidase activity
Source: RefSeq, a predicted model, not a curated record
AUGAACGAAGAUAUUACUAUGUCAAGUGCAAAUAUUGUUGGUAACAACUCUGGUUACGUUCGCAAGGUCCGUGAACCCGAUGUUUUUAAUGGUGAAAGAGACGCUAUUGUUCUGAACGCAUGGAUUUACUCUUUGGAGUUGUAUUUCUCCUUGGUAAAAAUUGAAAAUACACAAGAAAAGCUGUUGGUUGGUCUUUCUUUGCUGCGAAACGAUGCUCAAUUAUGGUAUUCGCAAUUGAGUGCCUUUGACAGUGACCAUGCCCCUCAAGAUUGGGAUGAAUUCAAAGCAGCCUUGCGCAAUGAAUUCAUACCAAUUGAUGCUAUUGCCAAGGCUCGUGAUGGUAUGGCUAAUCUGGUUCAAGUAUCAAGUGUCACUAGUUACAUCAAUUCAUUCAGACGUUUGCUACUACAAAUUCCAGACAUGACUCCAGGUGUAGCUCAAGACAAAUUUAUUAGAGGCUUGAAACAGCCUCUACGUUAUGCAGUUCGAUCCCACUUCCCAAAGACUUUGGAGGAGGCUCAACGUGUGGCUCUAGCUAUUGAAGGUGCCGGCGGGGAUGAGGUAGCAGUUGAACCUAUUAGAACAAACGUACCUCAACCUCAGCCUGAAUCCAUGGAUUUGGACACAAUUCGUGAGCUGGUCAAUGCUAUAAAUGGUAUUUCUGGUAGUCGUCGUAACUUUAAUGCUGGUAGUAAGCCCAGAAACAAUGCCAACAUUAAAUGUUACAACUGUCAAGGUUGGGGACACAUGCAAGGUGAAUGUCCCAGUCCUCGCAAUAAUGGCCGUGGCGGUGGAAAACGAUUUGGUGGCUCUUUUAAUAAGCAUUUAAAAGAUAUCAAUGUAGGAGAUACUGUUCCCAAGGCUGGUGGUAAUGGUGUUGAUCUGUUAGAUUUGGAUAACGAUCACGAAGUGGAUGAUUUAAAGGCUGAGAGCAAUUAUUUGUUUAAUUUGGAAAAGAACAAUAAAGCUACUACUGACUUGCCAUUGUACUCUUUUGACCUCUGUUCUAAUGAUGGAACUCGUGAUUGCCUCAAGCCUAUCAAGGUACUGUUGGAUACUGGUGCUAGCUCAAACUACAUUAGUCCUACAUUAGUUAAUCCUACAACGAUGAAGAUCACACCAUUACAUUCUAAACACGAAGUGGAAACAGCUAAUGGACAAGUGUCUGUUAUCAAGGAAAAGGUGGAAUUUUCGGUCUCGGCUAAUGGUGUUGGUCAACGUAUACAGGCUUAUGUGUUUGAUACUAAAUUUGAUCUUAUUCUUGGUCAACAAUGGUUCAAACAGUAUAAACCUGUUCCCAAUUGGUCUAAUAACUCUUGGUCUAUCCCUGGCCCUCAUGGUAUUGGUAUGGCUGUCUUGUCUCCGGUAAAUCUGGUAUCUAAUGCUCAAGAUUUGGUGUAUGUCAUGUCCAAAAGACAAAUGCAGCGCUCUCUGCGAAAAAACAAGAUUGAUGAAUUGUUUUUGGUACAUGUCAAAGAGUCUGGUAACUGGCACAACAUGGUGGAUACUAGUGAUAAUCUCGGAAAGGAUAUCUCUAAACUGUUGGAUGAGUACAAGGAUGUUUUCACGGAAAAACUACCUCCUGGUUUACCUCAUGAUCGUGGUAUCGAACAUGUUAUCGAGACUGGUGAUGCUGAACCUCUAUGCAAACAUCCUUUCAAAAUGAGUCCUUUAGAAUUGGAUGAACUACAACGUCAAUUAAAGGAAUUGUUAGACAAAGGCUUUAUCCAACCUAGUUCGUCUCCUUGGGGUGCUCCUGUUCUGUUCGUGCGUAAAAAGUCUGGUGAGCUUCGAAUGUGCAUUGAUUUCAGAAUUAUCAAUUCUCUUUGCACUAAAAAGCUUAAUACUCCCUUACCUCGUAUAGAUGAGUGCCUGGAACGUCUCGGUGGCGCUAAAUACUUUGCUCAGUUCGAUCUGACGAGCGGCUACCACCAAAUUAGGCUGUCCAAGCAAGAUAUUCCCAAAACUUGUUUUGUUACACGCUAUGGUGCUUUUGAAUGGCUUGUGCUUCCUUUCGGACUCCGAAAUUCUCCGUCGGUGUUUCAAAAUAUGAUGAACAAGUGUCUCUCUGGCUACAUUGAUCGAUUCGUCCAGCUCUACUUAGAUGACAUUUUGGUGUAUUCUCCAACUGCUGAAUCGCAUCUGGAACACAUUCGUCUAGUUUUGGAAAGAUUCAGGCAGUUCAAGUUAUAUGCCAACCCAAAGAAAUGUAAGUUCAAUCAGCGUGAAGUGGAGUUCUUAGGCAUGAAGGUCUCGGCAAAAGGCAUUCUGCCUUCUGAUUCAAAGGUCAAGGCGAUCAAGGAUUGGCCUAUUCCCACUAAUGUGCAAGAGGUUCGUCAAUUUGUUGGUUUGGCUUCCCAUUACCGAAGGUUCAUCCGUCAAUUCUCGUCUGUGGCAGCCCCUCUAACUGAACUUACUAAGGGUACUGGUUCUAAACGUCGUGGCAUUGUCUGGAGUCAGGAGUGUCAAAAAGCUUUUGAUCAAUUGAAAUUCUUAUUGACUCAUGCUCCCUGUCUACAACCUCCUGAUGUGACUAAACCAUAUGUCAUUGAGACAGAUAGCUCUGACUUUGGUUGUGGUGCGGUACUCUUGCAAAAAGAUGAUCAAGGCGUUUUACAUCCUUUGGCAUUCGAAUCUAAGAAAUUUUCUAUGGCUGAACGUAACUACCCUGCGCAAGAGAGGGAACUUCUUGGUGUUUUGCAUGCUUUGCGGGUCUGGCGAUGCUUCAUUGAUGGUGCUGACUACGUGGUAUAUACUGAUCAUAAUCCGUUACAGUAUCUAAGAUCGCAGUCUAAACCUACAGCUCGUUUGGUCCGUUGGUUAUCAGAAAUCGAGACUUACGCUCCUAAAAUAUUGUACAAACCUGGCAAAAUCAAUGAAGUCCCGGAUGCUCUUUCCCGUCGUGAUGGUGCUGACUGUGUGGCCGCUAAUACUAGUGUGGAACCUCGUUAUUUGUACUCUGUCGAGUCAAAUAUAAUGGUACACCCGUCGGAUUGGCCAACUUUCUAUUUAACCAAACAGGAGUUAGUUCCCGAUUCGGUGAAAUCUCUAAUCGAGUCCAACACUCACAGGUUUGUCAUAAAAAAUGAGAAGGUUUAUCGCAAGGUGAAAAUUGGUGAACGAGAGUUUGAAACAAGGUUCUGUCCAUUCUCAAACCGUGCUACCUUGGUGAACAGAUUCCAUGAAGGGUUUGGUCAUGCUGGUCAAAGUACUGUGUUUGAGCUUAUGCGCAAACGCUGGUGGUGGCCCAAUAUGCGAUCUGAUAUUCAAGGCUGGUUAUCUACUUGUAAGGAAUGUCAGUUGGCUUCUAGUUCUGGUAAAAAUAAGCAUCAUGCUCCAAUGGUUUCUCUGGAUAUUCCUCCUGCUUUUGGUCGUUGGCACUUGGAUUUUGUUAGUGAGUUACCUCUGACACCUCAAGGUAACAGAUGGCUUCUUACUGCGGUUGAUUACACUACGAAUUGGCCUAUUGCUCGUGCGGUACCGGAAGCCACAACAGAAGCCGUUGCUGAUUUCAUCUAUGAGGAAAUCGUGAUGCGUUUUGGAUGCCCCCAGGAAAUCUUGACAGAUCGUGGUGCUAAUUUUAUGUCAAACGUGGUGAAACUCUACAUGCAUAGAGUCAAGGUUAAUCACAAGUUUACUUCUGCUUUCCACCCUAGAACUAAUGGUAAAUGCGAACGUCUCAAUGGUAUUCUCAAGGCUAUGUUAAGAAAAUAUGUUAACGGUGCUAUUUUUAUGUGGGAUAAAUUUGUUGACACGGCUCUCUUUGCUGCUCGGGUUCGUCAUCAUCGCUCUACUGGUUAUUCUCCUUUUUAUUUGGUAUAUGGUCGUGAACCACUGCUUCCUGGGGAUUAUACUCGUCCUUAUUUCGAUAAGUUGACAGCAAAUGAUCCUAGAACUGUGGCUGAACAUACUGCUCGUGAAUUGGAAAGCCUUGGUCAAGUCCGUGCUGCUUCUGCUCAUCGUAUGAAAAUGGUCUCUGAAUCCGACAAAGAACGUUGGGAUGCGGCUAUUGAGAAGCUGGAAUUUGAAGUUGGUGAUCAUGUCCUGCUUAGAAACGAACAGAAAUACGGUCUUGAAUACAAUUGGAUGGGUCCCUUUAUUGUCGUUGAUAAAAACUCGGAAAGCCAUGUCUACAAGUUGGUUACGAUUGGUGGUGAACCUUACUCGUCUUGGGUACAUGUUGAUCGUUUAAAAGGUGUUAAGGCUGAAUCCAUUGAUACUCCUUGGUACAAUCCCACUGUGUCUCGUGCUGCUUGGCGUGAAGAAAUGGGUCUCAACUCUAGUAAUCAGGCUGUAUCUUGUACUUCUCCUAGUUUCUCUGGUACUUCUGGCUCUGUCGAUCAAGUUGAUCAGAGUCGAUCAACAAUCUCGGGGGGGAAUGAUGUCGUGCCCAAACUUAGGUUUAAGCCAAAUUUGAAGAAAGCGACUAAAAGGCGCCAGCGUAUACUCGAAGGUUCUGGAAACUGA